Molecule: messenger RNA, 378 nt
Organism: Perkinsus marinus ATCC 50983
Lineage: Eukaryota; Perkinsozoa; Perkinsida; Perkinsidae
Exons: 3
Coding region: 1-378 (125 amino acids)
Source: RefSeq, a predicted model, not a curated record
AUGCUGGGUAUCUCUAUCUCCUAUUUCUUACAAGGAUCAGCGAGAAAUUACUGGUGGUUCGCCUUCUUCCGGUUCCUCACUGGUUUGAGUGGAGGCGGCCGACCGGUGGCCAUGGCUUAUAUCACAGACACUCUGACCGACGGAGCUGGUCGUUUGGUCGGAACUAUCACGGCUGGCCUCAUGUACGAUGCUCACCCCUAUGUACCAUUUUUGACCGCUGGCGUCGGGUCACUCCUGGCUGGGUCCGCUUGUUCUCUGCUCUAUCACCGAGUCCAUCCUCUUACCGGCCUACGAACACAAUAUCUUUUCGAGGCCUAUUUCACUCUUGAUAAGAAUAGUUCUCGAGGACGGGGUAUGGCAUAUCUUCGGGCGGCAUAG